UACAGAGCCCAAUUCCCUUCCUCCUUUUAUACAACACGCGACUAAAACUCUCUCUGAUCACAUCUCUCAAACUCAAGCACCCUCCCUCUGGAAACUGCCGCCGCCGCCUCCGCCUCCGCCUCCUCCGGCCAACGACGCCUCUCGCCCCCUCUUAAACUUUCUCCUUCCCUCUCUUACUCUCUUCUCACAGAACACGCGCACACACGAACAACCUACGCCGCCGCCCAGACUCCGGCGACUUCGCCGACCGCCACUGCCGCGGUCACCACCACCACCGCCCUCAUCUCCACCGCCUUCCACCUCUUCACCCAAAAGCCAUAUAUCUCCCCCCGGUACUCUCUCUCCUCGCCGCUGCACAGCCACAGCCGCCGCUGCACAUGCAGCGACGGUGGCCGUCGCCGCCCCCUCCUACACCAACGUGCUCCUGCUCGGCCUCAAUCCUAAAUCCGUUUUUAAAUGUGUUACCAAGAAAAGAACUGAGAAGAAACAAAAAAGAUUAGCGUGUGUGGAGUGGCGGGGUCAAAAGAAGCUAUAAAUAAACAGUGAGUACAAUUUUUUAGAUCCAUGGCCAUUUCAAGCAAAAGCAGCGCCACCGCUGCAUGGAGGGCGGAGGAGGCUAUCGCUGGAAAUUUUGAAGCUUUACAAGCGCUGAGGGAGCUCAUCUCAUACCCUAUACUCUACUCUCGCGAAUCCAAAUCACUCGGUUUAAAAUGGCCUCGUGGUUUGCUGCUUUAUGGACCGCCAGGCACGGGGAAGACAAGCUUGGUUCGAGCCGUCGUUCGCGAAUGUGAUGCGCAUUUGAGCAUCAUUAGCCCACAUUCUGUUCACAAAUCACAUGCUGGAGAAAGUGAGAAAAUUUUGCGUGAGGCUUUUGAUGAAGCAGCAUAUCAUGCAACAUCCGGAAAACCUUCAGUUAUCUUCAUUGAUGAAAUAGAUGCACUUUGCCCUCGUCGAGACUCGAGGAGGGAACAAGAUAUUCGCAUAGCUACUCAGCUCUCCUUGUUGAUGGACAAAAACAAAUCUUUCUUGACGUCUGGAUCACAUGUAUUGGUGGUUGCAUCAACUAAUAGAGUUGAUUCAAUUGAACCUGCUCUGAGACGUUCAGGACGUUUUGAUGCUGAGAUUGAAGUCUCCACUCCCAAUGAAAAUGAACGCAUUCAAAUAUUGAAGCUCUAUACAAAGAAGCUUCCUUUGGCUCCAACUGUGAACCUAGAAGGCAUAGCUGCAUCUUGUAAUGGUUAUGUUGGGGCAGAUUUAGAAGCUCUAUGUCGUGAGGCUGCCAUGUCCGCUCUGAAGAGAUCUUCCAAUGUAGAACAGGAUGCUAAUAAGUGUAGUAUAACUGUGGAUGAUUGGAAGCAAGCUAAGUCUGUAGUUGGCCCCAGCAUAACUAGAGGUGUUACUGUGGAAAUUCCAAAGGUCUUCUGGGAUGACAUUGGAGGGCUAAAUGAUGUGAAGAAAAAGCUUCGGCAAGCAGUUGAAUGGCCCUUGAAACAUUCUUCAACAUUUUCAAGGCUGGGGGUAUCACCUGUCCGUGGUAUACUUCUUCAUGGGCCUCCAGGGUGCUCAAAAACAACCCUUGCUAAGGCUGCUGCUUGUGCUGCACAAGCUUCCUUUUUCUCUUUGAGUGGUGCAGAGCUAUAUUCCAUGUAUGUUGGUGAGGGUGAAGCUUUAUUGCGCAAUACAUUUAGGAAGGCUCGUUUGGCUGCACCAAGCAUAAUAUUUUUUGAUGAGGCUGAUGUGGUUGCUGCGAAGAGAGGAGGAAGCUCAAAUGGGAGUUCAACUGUUGGGGAACGACUUCUCACUACUAUGUUGACAGAAAUGGAUGGCUUAGAGCAGGCUAAAGGGAUUCUUGUUCUGGCCGCUACAAAUCGUCCUCAUGCAAUUGACGCUGCGCUUAUGCGUCCCGGACGCUUUGAUAUAGUGCUUUACGUCCCACCACCAGAUCUAGAAGGUAGACACGAGAUCCUUGGUGUACAUACACGAAAAAUGAAGAUAGACAAGGACGUUAAUCUCAGAGAAAUAGCAGAAGAUACUGAGCUCUUCACCGGAGCUGAGCUAGAGGGUUUGUGCAAAGAGGCAGGAAUCGUUGCUUUAAGGGAAGACAUAUCCGCGACAGUCGUGUGCAGCAGACAUUUCGAGGCUGUGAUGAGAUCUGUGAAGCCAGCUCUUAGCCGAGAAGAUGUCGACUCUUACGCCUCAUUCGGAAAGAAUCCAUGUAAGAGACUUUGUGCUCCAUCGGAAGCUGAGUACAAGCAGCAAAGCAGAGGGAGCAAGAGUGUGCUGCUGGCUGCAGUAGGUGUAGUUGGUAUAGUUCUCUUUAGUGGUCUCAAGAGUAGUAUUAGUGUCUACAGUGAGAGCAUCUCCAGAGAGCUACCAGCGACUUAAACACAUUUUUGUUAAUAUAAAUAUUAUGCAAUAGAUAUUGAGCAAGGAUGAUUAGUAGAUGAAAUAUCCCCCCUCUUUUUUUUA
Salvia miltiorrhiza (redroot sage) is the source of this 2469-nucleotide messenger RNA. RefSeq names its product cell division control protein 48 homolog B. The record is from RefSeq and is a predicted model, not a curated record. Gene Ontology annotation, molecular function: ATP binding; ATP hydrolysis activity. The transcript has 13 exons. The coding region runs from base 565 to 2385 and encodes 606 amino acids. Lineage: Eukaryota; Viridiplantae; Streptophyta; Magnoliopsida; Lamiales; Lamiaceae.